CCGGGAACAGGAUGGGGCCAGCGAGGAGCGGGGCGCCGGGCGGGGAAGCCCCGCCCCUACCGCGCAGUCCCCGCCCACAAGCCCCAGCCCCGCCCGGGGCUCCGCCCCCGCGCGCAAGCCCCUCCUCCUCCACGCAAGCCCCACCCCUUGUGCGGAAGCUCCGCCCCGCUGGCUCCGCCCUUCCCGUCGCUCCCCGCUUCUCCCACAAGUCCCUGCGCCUCAAGAUGGCGGCGCCGCGGGAGGCGGCGGGCGCGGCCCGGUAGCUCCGCCGCGCCGAUGGGGUCCCGCGGCCCGGCCCGGCCGCGCGGCUGCGUUCUCUACGCCGCUCUGGGUGCCCUGGCCUGCGGCCUGCGGCUGGCGGCGGCGAUGGUGGCGAGUGACGAGCGGCGCUCGGCGAGCCCUGUGGCGGCCACGGCGUGCUGGCAGGUGGAGGACUUCGUGGUGGCGCAGGAGUGCACCCAGUGCACCAGCUUCCAGGUGAAGACGAUAGCGGAGUGCAGCCCAACAGGCUUCAUCGAGAAGAUCAGCUGCGCUACCUCCAGGAGGGAUGAGUUCAAGAGCUGCCGCUCGGCGGUGAUGGAAGCACGUGUUUUCUGGAAGUUUGUGGGCACGAUGAUGUGUGUGGCUGCGGUCUUUGCUGUGCUGGUUGUGUGUCGCCAGCGAGUGCUGGACAGAAAAGCCCUUGAGAAGGUCCGCAAGCAGAUUGAGUCCAUUUAGCACUGCCUGCCUGCCCUGGAGCAGGGCCCUGUGUGCCUGGGGCAGGGCCGGGAGCACCUGGACUGCGAAGACUCUGCUCCUGUGUUGCUCCCAAAAGAGAUGGGAGAGGAAACACUUGUCUGGGGCCCUGCCCUGGCAGCCUGCCUGCUUUCAAUCUGUGAACACGGAGCUCUGCUGGGAGCUGCCCUGUGCUCUGCUGCUGCCUCGAGACAUGACUGGGGAGUCCUGUGAAAGCAGCUGAGGAGUCUUUUGCACACACUGUGCUGGUAUGGGGCCCGUGGGGACCUGCCCUGUGGCCUCUCCUGUCAUUCUGCACAUGGGGAGUCCUGCUGUACCAUGCUCAUGGUGGUCCAGGCCAAUGCAGCAUCUGUUUUCCACGAGCUGAUGCCAUGAAAUAAAUCCUGAUUGUUGUUGCUGGA
Molecule: messenger RNA, 1136 nt
Organism: Rhea pennata
Lineage: Eukaryota; Metazoa; Chordata; Aves; Rheiformes; Rheidae
Gene: JTB
Product: jumping translocation breakpoint
Exons: 5
Coding region: 277-717 (146 amino acids)
Biological process (GO): mitotic cytokinesis
Cellular component (GO): cytoplasm; midbody; centrosome
Source: RefSeq, a predicted model, not a curated record